This is a messenger RNA of Tauraco erythrolophus (red-crested turaco), 1695 nucleotides long. Lineage: Eukaryota; Metazoa; Chordata; Aves; Musophagiformes; Musophagidae. The record is from RefSeq and is a predicted model, not a curated record.
GAGACAAAUGGAUCAGUCAUUCAAAAACCAGUGGUCAAACGACCCUUCCUGAGAAGAGGAGAAGGCUUAACAAGAUUCACUAAUGCCAAAUCUAAAAUUACAAAAUUUGGAGAAAACACCCCAAAACUUCAACAAAGGGCUUCAGAUGACAGAAAUGUUAUUAAAGUGGACAGAUCACAAACACAGAAGAAAACUAUGCCUCCUGGCAAAGAACUGGUUUCUGAAAACCUUUUUGCAUCAUGUAAAAAAUCCAGCCACCCUGAUAAAGCAAAACAUUGUCCUAUUCGGAAGACCCUGAUACUCAGGAAUCACAAUGGAAAAAAUAUUCUGCCAUUAGAAACACGAAUGCAACCAGGAAAAAAUCACGAUGAACAAAUGAGAGAUUCUUCUCCAUCAGAAAUUAGCAACAAAAUAGAAGAUAAAGAGAACGUAGUAGAAUUUGCCAAGUCUAACACUGGCAAAACCGGAAACAAAUUACCCAGCACAGAAAAGCCUCAUUUGUCUCCUGAGCUGGCCAGUGCCUUUUCUAAUUCUAAAUGUCCUACAGGUCACCCUGUAAAAGAUCCAGAACUGUCUUUUGAAGUUUCAUUUCAGAAUAAGCUGGAAAACUGGGAAAAAGAAAAAGAAAAAGAGAACCUAGAAUUAGAUGAAUUUUUGUUUCUAGAACAAGCUGCGGAUGAAAUAUCUUUCUCAAGUAAUUCCUCAUUUGUGCAAAGGAUCUUAGAUCAAGAUCAGCAAACUUCAAAAGGCCGUAGAAUGUCUUCCACCCCUAUCAAGGCAAACCAGCAGCAAGUAGAGGCACUGGCUCUUCAUCUGAUAAAUAAGAGAAACAAAAAGGCAGACUGUGUGGCACAGGGAAAUAUAAAUGAUAGGGCAGCUAUGCAUACCGUCUCGAAUUCAGGAACAGCUUUUAGAAUGAAGGAUCCAUUGAAUAAAACGGACAGUGUAAUAUUUUCAGCUUCUUUGAUGACAGCAGCUCCUGCUUUAAAAAGUAAUCAAUGGAUUGUCAAUGAAGAUAAGGGUGAUGGCAAUGGGGAUACUACUACAGAUUCUGAGAGUGAUUUUGAGACCACGUUAAAGCAUGAAGAUGAAGAUGCUGAGACAUCCUUUCUGAGACAUAGACAAAGCGAUCCAGAAUUUUUUGAUUAUGGAGGUUCCAUUACAGACAACAGCAAAGAAAGUAAAAAUGGAGAUGCUGACCUUGGCUUGCCAGACAAAGAUUGCAGUGCACUUUCAAAGCAAAAGAUUAGAAAAGCUUCAGAUCAUCAGAGAAGCACGUCUUGUAUAAGUAGGAGUAAGUUUGAGUUUGAUGAUGAAAGAACAUGGAGUGAUCUUGAUGAAAAUUACAUUAACAGUGAUUUACCUGAAAAAUAUACUAAAAUAUCUUUACAGAAAGACUUUUCCAGUAAGAAUGAUACAACUGUCCUAGAUAAAACAGUAAAGAGAAGAGUUGCGUCAAAGAGGGGAGAGGAAAUGUCCAAGGAGUCUGCAGUGGACAGUGAUUCAAAUGGACCUCCUGUAUCAAACCUGAUGGUGAAACUGUUUCCUUCACUGAAACUGAAACAGAAGGCAGGCUGUCAUUCGGAGCGCGAAAUCACAUCAAACAUGGAACAGGAGCCGGGAGGUGAGAGAACAGGAACGGGUGGGAAAUCUUGGGGACGACACGUAUUACCAGUCUUUCCGUCUAACACUUAA